This is a messenger RNA of Encephalitozoon intestinalis ATCC 50506, 573 nucleotides long. RefSeq names its product Ssu72-like protein. Gene Ontology annotation, molecular function: RNA polymerase II CTD heptapeptide repeat phosphatase activity. NCBI's taxonomy places the organism in Eukaryota, Fungi, Microsporidia, Unikaryonidae. Gene Ontology annotation, cellular component: mRNA cleavage and polyadenylation specificity factor complex; nucleus. Gene Ontology annotation, biological process: termination of RNA polymerase II transcription. Bases 1 to 573 code for a protein of 190 amino acids. The record is from RefSeq and is a predicted model, not a curated record. The transcript has a single exon.
AUGAAGCUUGCAGUCAGCUGUGCAAUGAAUCAGAAUAGAAGCAUGCAGACACAUGACCUGUUUAUGAAGAAGGGAAUUCCAAUCAAGUCCUUUGGCACCAGCCCCGUUAUAAAACUCCCGGGGGAAGCAAUAGAUAAGCCGAAUGUGUAUAGCUUUGACUGGACCUACCAAAAGAUUUAUAACGAUUUGUGUAUGAAAAACGAAGACUACUACAGAGAGUCUGGGAUUUUGUAUCUACUGGAACGAAACAUGGGAGUAAAGGAGAAGCCCGAGAACUUCUUCCAGAGGUGUGAAGACUUUGAUCUAGUGAUAACAUGUGAGGAGAGGGUGUUUACCAGCAUAUUUGAGUACUAUGUAGAUACGCCUUCGUGCACAAAACACUUUUUCAUGGUGAACUUCGAUAUUAAGGACACACCGUCGGAUGCCAUCACAGGGGCGCAGGAGAUACUUGAGUUUGUAGAGGAUGUGCUUUCUCUGGAAGAGGAGGGAUUGAGCUAUGCCGUGGAUUUGGCGCUGAAGAAACACUUCGAGAGAAAAGGGGUGAUGCUUCUGUUUACUGUUGUGAAUCUAUAG